Molecule: messenger RNA, 1578 nt
Organism: Fulvia fulva
Lineage: Eukaryota; Fungi; Ascomycota; Dothideomycetes; Mycosphaerellales; Mycosphaerellaceae
Product: Lactose permease
Exons: 3
Coding region: 1-1578 (525 amino acids)
Biological process (GO): carbohydrate transport; transmembrane transport
Cellular component (GO): membrane
Molecular function (GO): carbohydrate:proton symporter activity
Source: RefSeq, a predicted model, not a curated record
AUGGACAGACCAACGAAGGGCACGUUCCGCCUCGCGGGACAGGAGUUCCCUGAAGUGACGUGGUAUAAAGAUGCUGGGCUGAGGAAGACGUACAUCUGCUUGAUGUUUGUCGUUCUGACAUCGGCGACGAAUGGAUUCGAUGGAAGUAUGGUCAACGGUUUGCAAUCGCUUGAACCGUGGCAGGAGUACUUCGAUCACCCCAAAGGCUCCCUCCUCGGUCUCUUCGCCUGCAUCAUGUCAGUCGGCUCGCUGGCCGCACUGCCAGUCGUCCCAUACACAGCAGACAUCAUGGGCCGGAGAUGGGGUAUCAUCAUUGGCUGUGUCAUCAUGCUGCUCGGAGUCGUGCUCCAAGGUAUCUCGGUGAACUUCCGCAUGUUCAUCGCCGCAAGAUUCUUCCUAGGCUUCGGCGUUGCCAUCGCCCACGGCGCGUCUCCUUUGCUCAUCACUGAGUUGGUGCACCCACAGCACCGUGCGAUCUUCACCACGAUCUAUAACACGACCUGGUACUUUGGAAGUAUCAUCGCGGCGUGGACGACCUUUGGCACGAACCACAUUGGUAACAACUGGUCAUGGCGAGUUCCAUCUAUCUUGCAGGCGGCCCCAUCAAUCCUCCAACUUCUCUUCGUCUGGUUCGUUCCAGAAUCGCCGCGUUUCCUCCUGUCGAAGGGCAAGGUCGAGCAAGCCCACAGCGUCCUCGCCAAGGUCCACGCGAACGGCAAUCUCGAGGACGAAGUCGUGCUUCUCGAGCUUAAGGAGAUCAAAGAUACUAUCACCCUCGAAAAGGAGUUUGAAGGCAAUGGCUGGCUCCAGCUCUUCAACACCAAGGGCAACCGCCGUCGAUUGAUCAUUCUUCUCACUCUCGGACUCUUCUCGCAGUGGAGUGGAAAUGGUCUCGCGUCUUACUAUCUCAACCUCGUUCUCAACGACAUUGGCGUGACGAACAGCAACACCCAGCUCGUCAUAAAUGGCUGUCUUCAAAUCAUGAACUUCAUCGUCGCCAUCGGACAGUGCUUCAUUGUUGACCGCGUUGGUCGUCGCACUCUUUUCCUGGUCUCCACAUCUGGCAUGUUGGUGGCUUUCAUCGUCUGGACCGCAUGCGCCGGCGAGUUCGCGAAGACGGGAGUUCAGGCACAGGGCAACACCGUCAUCGCCAUGAUCUACAUCUACUACAUCUUCUACAACCUCGCCUGGUCUGGCAUGCUGGUCAGCUACUCAGCUGAGAUACUGCCAUACAACAUUCGUGCCAAGGGCAUGACGCUCAUGUUCCUGAUGGUGGACCUUGCGUUGUUCUUCAACCAGUAUGUCAAUCCCAUUGCGCUUGACGGUAUUCAGUGGAAGUACUAUAUUGUGUACUGUGUGUGGCUGGCGGUCGAGCUGCUGGUAGUGUACUUCUUCUACAUCGAGACGCGAUACACACCACUUGAGGAGAUUGCGAAGCAUUUUGAUGGUGACGAUGCGAUUGUGGGUGGUGCCGUUGCUACCGAGAAGGGCAAAGUGCUGGCGGCUGAGGUUGGUGGGUUGGACACUAUCGACCUCGGAGAGAAAAACCGCGUUGAGGUUGAGCAUCGUGAGCUGUAG